This is a messenger RNA of Procambarus clarkii (red swamp crayfish), 1215 nucleotides long. Its product is annotated as collagen alpha-1(I) chain-like. The record is from RefSeq and is a predicted model, not a curated record. NCBI's taxonomy places the organism in Eukaryota, Metazoa, Arthropoda, Malacostraca, Decapoda, Cambaridae.
AUGCAGCAGGGACGCCCCGGGACCAGGGACGCCCCAGACCCCAGGGACGCCCCAGGCACCAGGGACGCCCCAGACCCCAGGGAUGCAGCAGGGACGCCCCGGGACCAGGGACGCCCCAGACCCCAGGGAUGCAGCAGGGACGCCCCAGACCCCAGGGAUGCAGCAGGGACGCCCCAGGCACCAGGGACGCCUCAGACCCCAGGGAUGCAGCAGGGACGCCCCAGACCCCAAGGCUGCAGCAGGGACGCCCCAGGCACCAGGGACGCCCAAGACCCCAAGGAUGCACCAGGGACGCCCCGGGACCAGGGACGCCCCAGACCCCAGGGAUGCAGCAGGGACGCCCCAGACCCCAGGGAUGCAGCAGGGACGCCCCAGGCACCAGGGACGCCCCAGACCCCAGGGAUGCAGCAGGGACGCCCCAGACCCCAGGGAUGCAGCAGGGACGCCCCAGACCCCAGGGAUGCAGCAGGGACGCCCCAGGCACCAGGGACGCCCAAGACCCCAAGGAUGCACCAGGGACGCCCCGGGACCAGGGACGCCCCAGACCCCAGGGAUGCAGCAGGGACGCCCCAGACCCCAGGGAUGCAGCAGGGACGCCCCAGGCACCAGGGACGCCCCAGACCCCAAGGAUGCACCAGGGACGCCCCGGGACCAGGGACGCCCCAGACCCCAGGGAUGCAGCAGGGACGCCCCGGGACCAGGGACGCCCCAGACCCCAAGGAUGCAGCAGGGACGCCCCAGACCCCAGGGAUGCAGCAGGGACGCCCCAGACCCCAGGGAUGCAGCAGGGACGCCCCAGGCACCAGGGACGGCCCAGACCCCAAGGAUGCAGCAGGGACGCCCCAGGCACCAGGGACGGCCCAGACCCCAAGGAUGCAGCAGGGACGCCCCAGGCACCAGGGACGCCCCAGGCACCAGGGAUGCAGCAGGGACGCCCCAGGCACCAGGGACGCCCCAGGCACCAGGGACGCCCCAGACCCCAGGGAUGCAGCAGGGACGCCCCAGGCACCAGGGACGGCCCAGACCCCAAGGAUGCAGCAGGGACGCCCCAGGCACCAGGGACGGCCCAGACCCCAAGGAUGCAGCAGGGACGCCCCGGGACCAGGGACGCCCCAGACCCCAGGGAUGCAGCAGGGACGCCCCGGGACCAGGGACGCCCCAGACCCCAGGGAUGCAGCAGGGACGCCCCGGGACCAGGGACGCCCCAGGCACUAG